AGAAUACAACAAAUACAAAAAUGCAAAUCAACAAUCAUAAUUUUAUUACGGCCAGCUUUUUUGGAACAAUUUUCGUAUUAUUUUUGGCUAUUAUAAACACAAAAGCAAUACCUAUAAGUGAAAAUGGUGAAAAAGUACCAUCCAUUGAUGAAUUUGUUCAACUAUUAAGAAAAUCAUACGAUUAUCAAAGUAAACGUGGAUUAGAUUUGGGUUUCCAUCGCGGUCAUUCUGGUAUGAUGACAGCUAAAUAUCUAGCUGGUAUAAAUAUGGCUGGACCAAUGGGACCAGGACGAAAACGAAGUUCACCAUCCACAACAUCUAUGGAACAUAAUAUGGACUAUGAUAUUGAACCAAUUGCGGCUGCUUAUCAAUAUAAUAAUUAUUUGGAUAAUUUAUUGGGUAACAAUAACGGGCAACAUCCAAAGCGUGGUCUAGAUUUUGGUUUUGGACGUGGUUUAUCUGGUUUACAAACCGCUAAGCAUUUAAUUGGUAUGGAAGAGGCCAAUGAUGCUAUGGGUCCUGGACGAAGGCGACGUGCUACACAACAGCAAGCAAAUGUGCAACAAAAUUCUUUAGAAAAUAGAUCUUCGUAAAUUAGUAAAAAUUUUUGAUUUGAUAAUGUAUAAUACGAGUUGAAGGCAUAAAAAAGAGAGGCAAAAAUUCUUAUCCAGCCAAUUUUUUAUUUAUUUGUAUAUGAAAUUCAUGUUUCGACAGUCGAUCGUAUAAAUAUCUUAUUGAUUCGAUCCUUAGAUUACCUUGCGUGAGUAAAAAAGCUAUUACCUUAAAAAAAAAGGCUCUUUAAAAUUGACAAAAGCUAUCGAAAGUUCUGACGCACAAUCAUUGGAUAAAAAUAUAAUCCACAUUUGUAAUUAAGCCUAUGUACUAGAACUUCAAAUACUUCUACCGGCUGAUUUUGUUAAAAGUUUCCAGCUAAUUUUUCCGAAAACAGAUCGGAGUAUCA
Messenger RNA from Chrysoperla carnea, 961 nucleotides. RefSeq lists its product as uncharacterized. Gene Ontology annotation, biological process: body fluid secretion. Lineage: Eukaryota; Metazoa; Arthropoda; Insecta; Neuroptera; Chrysopidae. The record is from RefSeq and is a predicted model, not a curated record. Gene Ontology annotation, molecular function: diuretic hormone activity; G protein-coupled receptor binding. The coding region runs from base 21 to 593 and encodes 190 amino acids. The transcript is spliced from 3 exons.